Molecule: messenger RNA, 1891 nt
Organism: Sphaerodactylus townsendi
Lineage: Eukaryota; Metazoa; Chordata; Lepidosauria; Squamata; Sphaerodactylidae
Product: protein phosphatase 1 regulatory subunit 1A-like
Exons: 5
Coding region: 24-488 (154 amino acids)
Biological process (GO): intracellular signal transduction
Cellular component (GO): cytoplasm
Molecular function (GO): protein phosphatase inhibitor activity
Source: RefSeq, a predicted model, not a curated record
ACUGUUCUUUUUCUCUCCUUCCCAUGACUUUCCCACCAAUGUAUCCCACCCCCUAUCCAGAAAUUGAUGAAGACCGGCUCCCCAACCCUCUGCUGAAGCCGGGUCUAUCCAUGUCUCCAAGGCAGAGGAAGAAAGUAUCCCGCACCACCCCCACCAUGAAAGAGCUCCAGACGAUGGUUGAGCACCAUCUCUGCAAGCAACAGGCGGAUGAGGAGGAAGUCAGUACCGGGAGCCAGGAGCCACACAGUCCAAACUGCUGCCCUCAUGCCAACUCAGAACCCGGCCACAGUCCUGGGAGCUGCCCCUUGGCCAAAGCUCAUGCCCACCUGGAAUUGCAGCAGGACAAGCACUCCGGGCUGGAAGAACAAGGAAGAAUCACAGGAGACUGCUGCUCAGAGAGAUCUGACAAUGGGAGACCAGAGCUGUCCUCAGAGAUGCAAGGGGUCCAUAUACCACCGAAGGAGAAGGAUGGGCUGGCCAAGGAGUGAUGCUCUGGUUUACACGCAGCGGGCCGCUUCCGAACACAGAAAGACAGGGCUGGUGCCCACCUGGUGGAAUACCACACAGCUAUUUUUUUUCUGUUUUUUAAAAUGAUUUUUAAAAAUAUUUCAAUGGCUGUUCAGAUGUUUGUAAUGUUUUCUUUAAAAAAAAAAGAUUGGACAGCCCACGGGCAAGGUUAUAUGUAAAGUAGGAUGUGGUUAAUCCUUGGCUAGUAGGGUUGUGUUAUUUUUAUUUUGUUUAGUCAAGAGUUGGGAGCUCUGUAGUCUACCACAUAACCCCAGUCUCACACAAAUGGCAAAUGGAGACAUGCUACGGGAGGAACUCACAGGAUCGACUAUGCCUCCCUUUUAAAAAAAAAUCACAUAGAAAACUAGGAUGGAGGAAAUGUGGUCCAGCUGGAUGUUCUGUGUGCAAGAAGGGGGUCAUGAAACCACCUUAGCCCCUGGCUGUCAUCUGAAGUGACCCAAUCUGGCACUAACUUUCCAACUGCCCUCUGUGAGAGCUGGAAUGUAGACCAUCUUCUACUCCACAAGGCUUUGUUUUCCAAUGUAAUAUGACAAAGGUGUUUUUGAUAGCUCCGUUCUCAUCCCCAACUCUUAUAUUGCUUUCUUGACCCACUCCAACUUGUUCUGUGGGACAAACCUUGCCACUUCCCAGAGUGCCUUGGGAGGAACCAAGGACUGGGAAUAGCGGGGAAAGCUUUCAACAGACUGCCGCUGCUCUCUAAUUCACAAGCACUGUCAGUGGAGGGGGCUUGGGGAGGCCUUGAGCUGUCCCCAUUGGUGUGGUUUCUUUGUAAAACUGUCCUGUGGGUAGAAAUGGGUCAGGCUGGAUGCCGUGGUCUCCUUGCCCCUUUUGCUCCCCUCAACUCUGGGGAACGGUGCUCCACAGCAAUGCCUUUUGGGAAUGAAAAACAAUAUUCCCUCUUUUUGAAGCAAACAACAAGCCUUAGUGGUUAUAUGUAAAGGUAUUCCUGUUCUCUGGGUUAUGACAGAAGUGCUCCUUUUAUAAUACGGUAAUGAGUGCUUGCAAUUUCAUUCCACCAUACAAGAAAACCUGGUCAGUGCUUCCCUCCUGCAUAAACAGAACUGUUUCAGAUGGGGCCCAGAUGGGAAUUGUGCAGCAGAAAUGUAUGUAUGUUUAGGGACCUGGCAAUGAUGUAUAGGGUUGUACAUAAAGCUGAAACCCAUCUGGUUUGGGUUUCUGUUGUCUGUCAAGAUCCCAACGGCCCCAAUCAUAGAAGAAUCCAAGGUUGACUGGUGAUGUUGAAGUGGCCACCAAGUUCCAGCGUGUGUGUCCCUGGACCAUCAACGUGGUUUUACAGUGCCAGAUUUUUUUCCUCUUGCAUACACAUGUGAAUUCUGCUUCUUUAUUAAAUGGGUCAGUUUGG